Ilex paraguariensis (yerba mate) is the source of this 2583-nucleotide messenger RNA. The record is from the annotation of a GenBank genome assembly. NCBI's taxonomy places the organism in Eukaryota, Viridiplantae, Streptophyta, Magnoliopsida, Aquifoliales, Aquifoliaceae.
AUGGGUGGUCGGUCGCCCAUGGAAGGGGAGUUUCCUGGGGAAAAAGAAAAGUUCUGCAAGGUUAAUAUUCUUCUUCAUUCACCGGGCAUUUGGAACUGUAAUGAAGACAGAGGCUUCCUAGAUUACGCUUUACCACGCCUUCUAUUACAAAUGGCUGCAAUUUUCAUCAUCACUCAAUCUCUUCAUGUAUUGCUUAAGCGCAUUCACUUUCCUAGGAUUGUUCCUGAGUUUCUGGCUGGUGUGAUAUUAGGGCCAACUAUUCUGCCACGGAUCAACCUAAAUUUUGCUAAGGCACUUUUUCCACCGGAAGGAGAAGUUUUCCUCGACGGGUUAUCAAGAAUUGGCUACAUUUUCUUUAUGUUCCUGAUUGGAGUGAAGAUGGAGCCGAGCAUGGUGUGGAAAAGUGGAAAGAAAGCCUGGAUUAUAGGGCUUUCUUCAGUCGUACUUCCGACAAUUAUAGUCAUGGGCAUAUCUGAAGCAUUUGAUCAAGUGAUGCCACUUAUGAAAAUACCGGCUGCUACAGCUGUAGUAGCAAUACAAACGUUAACUCCAUUCCCUGUCAUUGCUUGCUUUGUCAUUGACUUAAAAAUUAUGAACUCUGAGCUUGGCCGCCUUGCUUUGGCAUCAACGUUGAUCAGUGAUUUAGUAAGUACCGGGAUAUCAACUAUUCUAGCUAACCUGAGAAUUAGACAGAUAGGUUUUGGGACUGCAAAUGUGAUACAUUCUUUUUUCCUAGCCACUGCUUUGCUAUUGAUUAUCAUUUUUAUCAUGCGGCCAAUAUUGUUAUGGAUCAUCAAACAGACACCCGAAGGUAAACCAGUGAAGGGAGUUCACAUCACUUCCAUUUCUUUCUUGGUUCUGGCAAUGGCCAUAAUCAGUGAUAAUGUGGGGCUUCAGUACCACUUCGGUCCUUUCAUACUUGGAUUAUGUGUUCCAUCUGGGCCACCUUUGGGGUCAACACUGGUAGAUAGGUUUGAUACUUUCAUAUCAGGGUUGUUAGCGCCACUUGUAGUGACAAACUGUGGAUUGAAAAUUGAUCUGUUUGAAGUCUUUGAUCUGAAAUUCCUGACAACCAUGUGGUUUAUCAUUGGUGUUAGUUCUUUCACAAAAUUGAUUGUACAUUUUUUCCUGGCAUUGCCUUGCAAAGUGCCUGUCAAAGAUGCUGCUGCUCUUUCCAUCAUUGGAAGUGCCCAGGGAAUCGUCGAAAUGGCUUCAUAUCUGAACAUCUUUGUGAAUCAGGUAAUUGAUAAUACUCGCAGUGAGUUUCUCGGUCCUUACGUUACAAGUUCUGUGUUUGCACGUGGCUGGCGAUCACAUCAACCUUCUUGGAGGACAUAUACAGGAUACCAGAAAAGAGACAUUCUACACACUGCAUAUAAUGCAGAGCUCCGCAUACUGGCAUGCGCCCAUCGACAAGACGAUGCCUUGGCUGCUAUAAAGCUUCUUGAAGUUUCCAGUCCUACCAGACAAAGUCCCAUUGCAGCCUAUGGACUACACCUGAUGGAGCUUGUUGGCCGAGCCUCUCCACUCUUAAUCAACCAUAGGUUGGGCAAAAAGGCUUCUUCACGUGCCUCUCGUUCGCAACAAGUAAUAGACGCCUUUCGGUACUAUGAGCUGCAACAUUCAGGUUUGGUCAGUGUGCAAAUCUUCACUGCAAUGUCACUUCCAAUGUUUAUGCAACAUGACAUUUGUUCGUUGGCCUUUGACAAGUUGGCAUCUCUCAUCAUACUUCCAUUUCAUAGGAAAUGGAAUCAGCAAGGCAAAUUGAUUUUGGAUAACAGUGUUUUGAGGACAAUAAACCUUCAUGUGCUGGACAUGGCUCCUUGUUCUGUAGGCAUUCUUGUUGACCGUCGCAAAUUACACCAGGUAUCAUCUAUUUCAUUGGUGCCAUCAGUAUAUCGUGUGGCUGUAGUUUUCUUGGAAGGUGAUGAUGAUCGGGAGGCACUGGCAUAUGGCAAGCGUAUGGCAAAAUCGUCAGGAGUUCACUUGACAGUUGUUCGACUUCUUUCAAUGGAUGGUUUGGAUGAGGACCAGUGGCAGGUCAUGCUUGAUUCAGAAAUGAUCAGGGAUAUAAGGCUCCGGGUUUCACUCAAGCAAAAUAUAGAGUAUAUAGAAGAAAAGAUGAAAGAUGGGUCAGACACGGCCUCUCUAGUUCGUAAGAUGGAGGGAUCUUUUGACCUUAUCAUAACAGGGCGGCGUCACAGACAGGAUGUGCCACAGCUAUCAGGCCUAACAGAAUGGAUUGAAUUGCCAGAGCUAGGACCAAUUGGAGACAUACUUGCUUCUGCUGAUGUUGAUAAAUCAGUUUCAGUCCUGAUUGUGCAACAACAACUAGUGCAGAUCAAGUGAGGAAGGAUCAAUUGGUUGAUGAAGUGCUAGUUUUGAUCCAAAUAUCGACGUUUAUGUAAAUUCACACAAAAUCCAUAGCACUAACAGCUGUUGAACCCGGUAAUUAUUUGCAAUGAAGGAAAACCAGUCAUUGCAUUUCUUGUUUUGCAUUCACUAUGAAGCUAAUCUUCGUAUAAUUCAAGCUUAGAUGCCUUGACAAAACACAUUCUUGUAAAAUAGUUUCGAUACAAUCUU